Messenger RNA from Melampsora larici-populina 98AG31, 993 nucleotides. RefSeq lists its product as uncharacterized. The transcript has a single exon. Lineage: Eukaryota; Fungi; Basidiomycota; Pucciniomycetes; Pucciniales; Melampsoraceae. The record is from RefSeq and is a predicted model, not a curated record. Bases 1 to 993 code for a protein of 330 amino acids.
AUGGCUCAACGUUUACGCGAUGCUGCUCUCUCCGAUUGGGAAUCACAUCGAAACGUCGAACCAUCCCUCCAGUCCCCCGCCAUCAGUUCUCCUUCGAUAGUUCAACAGAAUGAAGUCCAAACUGCGACUCGUCCUAAUCUAUACCACAGUAUCCGAACCUGGGCGCUCCAAUCCAGCGAAGCAACUCUUCGUCAACCAUCCGCUCCGGUGGGAGAAUUUCCAUUUGGAUCAUCGGCCGCACGCACUACUCUAGACCCUGCAUUCACUAUCACUAGUCCUUCGGCAGUUUUUGCAAGUUCUCCAUUGGCAGGAAGAAACACGAUUUUUGGAAGCGAUGGAGCUUCAAUGGCAAGCACUGCCGCUGUGCAGGAGGACAAUAAUCCCGACACGGACGGCGAGACCGUUUCCAACCCCGCUGUUUGUCAACCAUCACCAGUAAAUCGCACCUCAUGUUCACCCUUACAUCGUCAUCUUGCUCGGCGGUCGGUCUCUAGCAGUACCCAUGGAUUGCCCACCUCCAACAGUUUCAAACAAACUGCUGCCGUUCCACCGUUGAUCGCCACUUCAUCUUCGCUUGGCUCAUCAAGUGAAGGAUUCUCUAUCGGUAGCGUAUUUGAAGAAGAAGAAAUCGCAGAACCUGCGAACCCCAUUGUGAAAAUCGAAAAGGAAGCUUCGCACUCUCAAGGUCUUGGCGAGUCACCUAUUCUAUCAAGCUCUGGCCAUCUUACUGUUUCAGCCAGACCAAAGACCAAGCGAUACAAAUCAUGCGGCGAGAUCGUUCAACAGAAGCCUUCUUUCACCAAGACGUCAUCAGAUCCGAUUCGAGAAAAGACAUUGUCUGUACUCGGAUUAAUAGAAUCUAACAUGAAACUAUCUAGUGGAUCAUCAUUUGGAGCAAGUUUACCUAGUUCACCUUUAGUAGGUCAUGAUUGUGGAAGAGCUCACUCGCCUUACGAAACGAGUACAUCUUAUUUCCCUAGAUUUGUGUCUUGA